Messenger RNA from Acanthaster planci (crown-of-thorns starfish), 2856 nucleotides. RefSeq lists its product as uncharacterized. Gene Ontology annotation, molecular function: scavenger receptor activity. Lineage: Eukaryota; Metazoa; Echinodermata; Asteroidea; Valvatida; Acanthasteridae. The record is from RefSeq and is a predicted model, not a curated record.
GAAGGGACCACCUCCUUCUUUGGCUGGUCCCAACCCAAGAGAUCCCGGCGGUCGAAGCUCGUCUGCAACAGGUGCUGUAAUUGGUUCAGUGAUAGCUGGAGUCGUCCUGGUCGGUUUGAUCGUAGCUCUGGUGUUCUUUCUCCAACACAGACGUAAACAAGGCAAGGGAAACAGGACUGAUGCUCUCUCCAUUUCGCCUUAUGUCUGUUAUAAUACUGCAGCAGCUGCUAAAGACGAAUAUACCGAACUAAAGGAAAGGCACUGUAGUGGCAACACGUACGCCGAGGCAAUCGACACAUUCAAAUCUAGUCCCCAGCAUUGCAUCGUUUGAGGCGCUACAUACGCCAUGCCCGAGAAGCCAAAGCCAAAGCCUGACGCUGAGGCCGGGGAUGUCAAGCUUGAUGACGACUACAGCCAUCUUGAUCGUGCUGUGAUCACGCCACCCACAGCAAAUGCUUUCGGCAGUAUGAAUUGUUCUGUGAAGGAAACAGCAAAGUGUUUCGGUGUUAGCGAAAGCACCAUUAAGAGACGCAUGGCUGAGAAUAAUAUGUCAAUUUGAAGGCUGUACAGCACCAUCCCGGACGACGAACUGGAUGGCCGAGUUGAUUUUGUUUUGCGACACAUGCCUAGAGCAGGGUACAAAACUGUCGAUGGGUACCUGCUUUCACAAGGGUUACGAGUCCAAAGACAGAGAAUAAGGGACAGUCUGUACAGACUUGAACCUGAACGACAGGAACUACGACGUGUAAGUGCCGUCCACAGGCGACAUUACUCCGUUGAAUCUCCACUUUCACUUUGGCACAUCGAUGGUCAUCACAAACUCAUAAGAUGGCGACUCGUAACCCAUGGAGGAAUCGAUGGAUUCAGCAGAGCUGUGGUGUACUUGAAAUGUAGUACGAAUAACAAGGCUGCAACUGUUUUACAACUCUUCACUGACGCUGUUUCGAAUUGGGGAUUGCCUUCUAGAGUUCGAUCGGACCAUGGGGUUGAAAAUACGCAGGUGGCCGCGUUUAUGUUGCAACAUCCCCUACGAGGACCUGGGCGAGGCUCCUUCAUAACUGGUCGAAGUGUGCACAAUGCACGCAUCGAACGUCUGUGGCGAGACCUACACGAACAGGUUACGAGCAGUUUCUGUAGGCUGUUCAGAAGCUUCGAGGCAAGAGGCAUCCUAGAUCCAGAUAAUGAAAUGCAUUUGUUCUGCCUGCACAGUGUCUUCCUUCCUCGCAUCAAUCACUGUAUCACAUGCUUUAAAGACAUGUGGAACAAUCACAGGAUACGGACAGCGGGUAACAAAACACCACUACAGUUGUUUGUUUCGGGUCUACAUACAAGAAGAGGAUCAACACUUGGCAGAGAACACUUUGAAAUCAUGAAUGAGGAAGAAUCUAGAGACCUUGGUAUUGACCCAAGUGCCCCACUACCUGCCGGUGAUAAUGCUGAUAGCGACGUUGGGCUAGUAGUUCCACACACCGUGUGCACGUUAUCAGAGGAUCAGCUGGUGCACUUCAACCAACAGAUAGAGUUCAGGGAAAAUACCUUCCAGCAUGAUGUCUUUGACGACAGAGUAUAUUUGUUUGGGUUGGAGACCCUUCACGACACCCUUCAGGACUAAAGACGAUUGGCUAUGUCCAAAACAAAACAACCUUCAGAUAUAGCGUUAAAAACACUAGAAUUAAGCCAGCUUGAACCAAAUACAAAGUGCAGCAUUUCACGUAAAGAAUCGUUCCACCCUUAGGUCUAAAUUGCUCUGUAUCAAUUGAUCAAUUUCCCGUCUUAGUUACUAUAAAGAUCUGCCGUGUUGGCUAUGUUCAUGUUGAACGCAAAAAGAACACAACAUUAAGAUAUGAAUUGCAAUGGAAGUUCAUGUGUAGAAAAUUUCAUUGGUAGUAACAUGGGGUUGUUGACCUAGAACUGUAGCCUACAAAUAGCAAAGCACGUGAAAAAAAGAAAUUACCACAGCUAAUGCUGUAUGCACGAGUAUACACGUGCGGCACAUUUUAUAUUUUAAUGAAGAAAUGUUUAUCUUACUUUUGAAACCACGGGCUAAAACCAGUACUGGAUUUCACCUUGAAUACAUCCUCUUCUAGUACGAAAAGGAGUUUUGAAUGGAAAGGUGAUCAGAAAAGUGAACCUACAGAGAUGAUCCUGGGCCACACGGACACAAUCCCACAAUCCCACUGGUGCACCAGUUCUUGGUCCAAACAGACCCCUCUUUUACAAAGAAUCUCUCGACCAGGCGGAGAAUUUUCCUUUGAAUUGGGACACUGCACACUAAUAAUGUACUGAUAACAACUCCUGUGUCGUGGUGAAUGGGGUCAAUUGGGGGUAGGGAAGAGUUGACAAAUUGAAAGUCCGAAAACUGACUCUGAAAUUGCGAUAGCCUACCAAGAGACUGGCUUAGCUCUACUCGAAACAUAUACAGUGUAUACCUUGGAAUGGUAGGUCUUGUUCCUCCGUUAUAAAGAUAUACUAUUGAUGUUCCUCUUCUGUUGUCAUUGUUUAUGGACGUCUGCAGUGACUUUUAUUGGUUAGCAAAUAGUAUAAUUUUUGUAAUUUGUUUGGGUAUUGUCAUGUCAUGGUUGGUGGGUCUUGGCUGUCCCAUCCGUCUCCAUGUUGAUCGUGGUGUUCCCGAGCCCUGUAAAGUUUUAUGUCGUAAGGGCUGUUUUGAAAGCAGCGGCCUAUUCAGCCCAUUUCUUUUUUUUUCAUCCCAAAGUAUUUGAAAAAGGGUAUGCACAUCCGUUUUACAAAUUUGAAAGUAACUUCCUUAAUUAUUAUUUCUUUGCAGAAGUUUAUUGAUAAUGGUUAUAGUCUUGUAAAUAAUGUAUUGUACAAAGCGAUUAAGCGAACAAGAGAAUA